GUGGCCACUAGCCUAUAUGAAGGCCCAAAAUUGUGUGUUCCUUUCUGCUCUGACAAUGGCAUGCCCAUUCGUGCGAGAUGUGGUGGAUGAAGAAGCACUUGUGCUGAGGAGAGCCUUCAGGCGAGAAAGGGUCUUCAGGGACCGGUUGGACCCACUGGCCUUCCCUGAUGACCAUCUAUAUGAAAGAUACAGGUUUUCUGCAGAUGGCAUCAGGUAUCUAUGCAGACUACUGGGUCCCAGGAUUAAGCACCGCACUGCACGGAGCCAUGCACUGAGUGUGGAGCAAAUGGUUUGUGUGGCCUUGCGCUUUUUUGCUAGUGGAGCCUUCCUGUACUCAGUGGGGGAUGCAGAACAGCUGAACAAGGCCACAAUUUGCCGCACAAUAAGGAGUGUGUGUCUGGCUAUCAAAGCAUUAGCAGAUGUCUUCAUCUCCUUCCCUGGCCACAGAAGACUCUGUGACAUCAAAGAGGAGUUCUAUAGGAUUGCAGGUUUCCCCAAUGUCAUUGGUGCAGUGGACUGCACACACAUAAGGAUAAAAGCCCCCUCAGGUGCCCAUGAGGCCGAUUUUGUGAAUAGGAAAUCCUUUCACAGCAUUAAUGUUCAGAUGGUCUGCAAUGCUGACUGUGUGAUCAGCAAUGUUGUGGCAAAAUGGCCUGGCUCAGUCCAUGACUCCAGAAUCUUUCGGGCCUCUGAAAUCUAUCAGUGCCUAUCACAAGGUGAAUUCUCUGGUGUGUUGCUGGGAGACAGGGGGUAUGGCUGCCAGCCUUUUCUCCUGACACCUUUCACAGACCCCCAGGAAGCACAGCAGGCCUACAACCAUGCCCAUGCCAGGACCAGGGCCAGAGUUGAAAUGACCUUUGGCCUCCUGAAGGCACGCUUUCACUGCCUUCACAAAUUAAGGGUCAGCCCUGUUAGGGCAUGUGAUAUUACUGUGGCUUGUGCUGUCCUCCACAAUGUGGCCUGCCUGAGGAAGGAGAGGGCCCCCAGAGUGCCACCAGCCAUGGACUGGGACAAUCCGGCAAUCUUCCCUGAUGACGACUGUGGUCGGCUGCUGAGGGACCAAUAUGUGUUGAAUUAUUUUAGUUAGUAUGUGUGCUUUCAAUUUUGGUUAAAUAUGUCCUGCGGUGGCAGAGGAAUUUGGGUUUUUUUGGGUUCGUUUUUUUACGAAUUUGGCCUCUUAUGAUGUUUGUGCGGUAUACUGUGUGUAAUACAAGGCUGCAGGGAGGCUACUGCAUCCAUUCAUUUGUCUGUUCAGUUGAUGUGUAUGGAUUUGUCCUGCAUUUAUUUUAGUGUGCAGACAUGCAGGGUGUGUUAUAUACAGACCUUUGAAUGUGUAUGUAUCAUUUUGUAUAAUAUGCUUGGAUUCUGUGCUUUCCAUCUUGUAGAGUCACUGUGACUUCAGUUUCGAAAGGAGCUGAUGGUUUACCUGCUUUGUUUUGUCCUUAUUCAAUAAAGGAACAUAAUGUUA
Messenger RNA from Osmerus eperlanus (European smelt), 1468 nucleotides. Its product is annotated as putative nuclease HARBI1. The coding region runs from base 17 to 1087 and encodes 356 amino acids. Lineage: Eukaryota; Metazoa; Chordata; Actinopteri; Osmeriformes; Osmeridae. The transcript is spliced from 4 exons. The record is from RefSeq and is a predicted model, not a curated record.